Molecule: messenger RNA, 1028 nt
Organism: Capsella rubella
Lineage: Eukaryota; Viridiplantae; Streptophyta; Magnoliopsida; Brassicales; Brassicaceae
Exons: 2
Coding region: 58-972 (304 amino acids)
Source: RefSeq, a predicted model, not a curated record
CACAAUAUUUAUGAGCACACAAAGAACAAAACAUUAACUUAGAAUUAACCAAACAAAAUGAAGAUGACGAUGUACCCAAAAUCUGACUCAGACAUCACAAGCCUCGUCGACCUAUCAUCACCAAAACGUCCUGUUUACUACGUUCAAAGCCCAUCACGUGACUCGGAGAAGUCUUCUUCGGCUGCUCUAACGACUCACCAGACCACUCCCACAGAGUCUCCUUCACACCCGUCUUUUGCUAGCCGUGUAUCCAAUGGCGGUACUGGUGGAGGGUUCCGGUGGAAAGGACGGAGGAAAUAUCACGGUGGAAGAUGGUGGCCGGCUGAUAAAGAGGAAGGUGGUGAUGAUGGACGGUACGAGUACGACGAUCUUUACGAGGACAACAGAGGAGUCUCUGUUGGUACUUGUCGACUUAUUUUGGGAGUUGUCGCGACUUUGAGUAUCUUUUUGCUUCUUUGUUCUGUUCUCUUUGGUGCUUCUCAAUCUUUCCCUCCUAUCGUCUACAUCAAGGGUGUGAAUGUGCAUAGUUUUUACUACGGAGAAGGUUCAGACAGUACAGGAGUUCCGACAAAGAUCAUGAACUUCAACUGUUCAGUGGAGAUCACAACACACAAUCCUUCUACAUUGUUUGGCAUCCACGUCAGCUCCUCUGACAUCAACCUUAUCUACUCUCGUCAGUUCACGCUUGCCAUUGCGCAGCUGAAGAGUUACUACCAACCAAAACAAAGCAACCACACGUCCAGGAUCAACCUCGUUGGCUCCAAGGUUCCACUAUACGGAGCAAGCGCUGAUUUAGUUGCUUCGGACCACAAUGGCGGAGUUCCCGUGAAGUUGGAGUUCGAGAUCCGGUCACGAGCCAAUAUUGUCGGACACUUGGUCAAGUCUAGACAUCAAGAACACCUCUCUUGCUUCUUUUCUAUCUCUUCCAAUAACACAACGUUUGUAAAAUUCACCCACAAAACUUGUAUUUGAUAUAUAUAGAUUUUUCAAAAAAACUUGUAUUUGAUAUAGAUACAUUCUUUAUUUUA